CUGUUAAACAAGUGUAAACAAAAUUUCCUUCCCAGCGGCAGCGGUGGGAAUCGGCGACGGAGAUAUUCUCCCAUCUGUUUUCCCUUCCCUUUUUUCAUUUCGAACAAAUUUUCCCUUUUUUCUCGCGUGGGAGCGACAGUAACCAAUGAUAAUUUAGACUCGAACAAAAAACAUAUUGCAGCAGACACGCAAAACCAACACUUUUUACAGAAAGCGGGAUUUGAUUACAUAACGAUUACGGGUGGAAAUUACAAUCUAAUCAAGGAUCUCAAGCGAAGCGACGAUCCGAAGAAAUGCGAAUAUUUUUACCAGCAGUUUGUUCUUAAUAUCAAAAAUCACUUAACGAGAACGAAACUGUUCAUGAACGGCGGCUUUGUACUGCUUUCGGAUAUGAUCUGCCAAAGAAAAUAUUUGCCGGUCAAGUGA
Messenger RNA from Gongylonema pulchrum, 426 nucleotides. Lineage: Eukaryota; Metazoa; Nematoda; Chromadorea; Rhabditida; Gongylonematidae. The record is from the annotation of a GenBank genome assembly.